Messenger RNA from Brassica napus (rape), 342 nucleotides. RefSeq lists its product as uncharacterized. The record is from RefSeq and is a predicted model, not a curated record. The transcript has a single exon. The coding region runs from base 1 to 342 and encodes 113 amino acids. NCBI's taxonomy places the organism in Eukaryota, Viridiplantae, Streptophyta, Magnoliopsida, Brassicales, Brassicaceae.
AUGUUUAGAGCCAUGAGCACCAGGAAAGUCCACGGCGGCUACGAAAAGCUCGUGGAAGAUGAACCGAAGUUGAAGAGGGUCACGAGCGUUCCGGCUAGUGUUUAUGGUAAUUCAAGAAACCCGGUUCAAGAGGAGGUGAAGAAGACACCGACGGUGAAACCAACCGGUGGUUCUGUUCAUCCCUUGCUAAGUUUCUUCGACGUACGUUUUCAGAAGAAGAAGAAGAAAACCAAGAAGAGUUUGGCCACGGCGAAACCAGAGUUUGCGAGGUAUAUGGCGUAUGUUAAGGAAGGAGGUGUGUGGGAUCCUAAUUCUAACGCACCCGUGAUUCAUUACAGAUAG